Seriola dumerili (greater amberjack) is the source of this 941-nucleotide messenger RNA. It is a transcript of the gene nkx3-1, whose product is annotated as homeobox protein Nkx-3.1-like. Gene Ontology annotation, biological process: regulation of transcription by RNA polymerase II; cell differentiation. Bases 54 to 647 code for a protein of 197 amino acids. The transcript has 2 exons. The record is from RefSeq and is a predicted model, not a curated record. Gene Ontology annotation, cellular component: nucleus. NCBI's taxonomy places the organism in Eukaryota, Metazoa, Chordata, Actinopteri, Carangiformes, Carangidae. Gene Ontology annotation, molecular function: RNA polymerase II cis-regulatory region sequence-specific DNA binding; DNA-binding transcription factor activity, RNA polymerase II-specific.
AACCACACUGCAGCCAUCUGGCACUGAGAGGCCUCUGAUUUGUGGAUUACUGGAUGGAAAUGUCUGAUACAGUUAAACCUCUGACCUCCUUCCUCAUAGAGGACAUCCUCUCCAUUAAGGACAACACAAGAUUUAACGGCAGAUGCUGUUCACAGAAGAUGGAAAGAUGUUCACAGUGGAAAGAAGAAUCUGAAAAGUUGGCAGAGAAACUCUGUCCUCAGGAGACAGUGUUUGGAGUGCAGACAGAGUCUCUGGACACAUCCUGUCCUAGCACCUCGGGCUCCAGCGGUUUUUCUUCCACGGGGAAACAGAAACGUUCCAGAGCUGCAUUCACACAUCUUCAAGUGCUUGAACUGGAAAAGAAAUUUAACCACCAGAAAUACCUGUCCGCCCCGGAGAGGGCUCACCUGGCCAACACAUUAAGACUAACUGAGACCCAGGUGAAAAUCUGGUUUCAGAACCGGAGGUAUAAAACAAAACGAAAGCAGCAAACGUCAGAGUUCUGUAAGGAAGUGUACAAAGCAGAGGGACUGAGCCUGAGAGAGGAUUUGGUCCGAUCAUCACUGAUCACCUCCUUCUGCAAAGCUUAUCAAUACAGACCAUACCUGUGGGACUACAGUGGCCCCUGGGGGCCAACGUUAUGGUGAAAGUGAAAGGAUGUAUGAAGCUAUGAUUUCAAAUCAUAAACACAUGUUUAGUAUUCCUGAUAUUUAGGCUCAAAGUUGAUUCUUUGUUAUUUGACACUGAAUCCAGUGUUUGACCACGUGUUACCUUCACCACUUUGCCUUUUAAAAUGGUUUGGCUCAUAAACAAUUGUUAUACAAAAAUCACACUAAUCUUGUUGUAUGGACAUGAUGUGGUUUUAUGCAAAAAACCACGUGAUCAAUGAAUUUACUUGUGGCAUUGUUGAUUAAUUCAUUAAAAAAAAUUAUGCUAAUACA